Messenger RNA from Olea europaea var. sylvestris, 4159 nucleotides. RefSeq names its product transcription factor MYB3R-1-like. The record is from RefSeq and is a predicted model, not a curated record. The transcript is spliced from 10 exons. Gene Ontology annotation, biological process: regulation of DNA-templated transcription. Gene Ontology annotation, molecular function: DNA-binding transcription factor activity, RNA polymerase II-specific; RNA polymerase II cis-regulatory region sequence-specific DNA binding. Bases 407 to 3826 code for a protein of 1139 amino acids. Lineage: Eukaryota; Viridiplantae; Streptophyta; Magnoliopsida; Lamiales; Oleaceae. Gene Ontology annotation, cellular component: nucleus.
ACGAGCAAUAGAUCCCAUCCGUCCAUGGGCGACAGCAACCUGGAAGGCUUGAACCCAAUAAUAGUAUUAGGGGCAUCUUUUAUUUGAAUUAAGGACCGUUUUUUCCUCUCCCCAAACACAAUCACAAAUUACUCCUCGCUCUCAAAUUCACCCUGUAGCAGAUUGUUUGCUCGUUCUGAGAUAUAUUUAUAAAAAUAAAUAUAUACGCUGUGUUGCGCGCUGAAUUGAUUCAAUUGAAUUUGUGAAGCUCGUUGCUGGAUGUUGUCUAUUUUUACUUGAAUUCGUGUCGCCGCGGACUUGUCUACUUUUUACUUUGAGCAUAAAAAUUGUGUUAGUGCCUAACUCAUUCUAGGGAAGCAUAUAAUGAUUUGGGGAGGAAAAUCUGGAGCCUGUCUGUCACACAAAUAUGGAAAGUGAUACAGCAAGCACCACUCCUUCAGAUGGCUCCAGAGAUUGUUUACAAGGAGUUCAGUCUUUGCACGGGAGAACAAGUGGACCCACAAGGCGUUCCACUAAGGGACAAUGGACUCCAGAAGAGGAUGAGAUAUUGCGCAUGGCUGUUCAACGUUUCAAAGGAAAAAACUGGAAAAAGAUAGCGGAUUGUUUCAAGGAUCGAACAGAUGUACAGUGCCUACACAGAUGGCAGAAGGUUCUUGAUCCAGAACUUAUCAAAGGUCCUUGGUCUAAAGAGGAAGAUGAAAUGAUAAUCCAUUGUGUGAACAAAUAUGGGCCAAAAAAGUGGUCCACCAUUUCAAAGCAUCUUCCUGGACGCAUUGGAAAGCAAUGUCGUGAAAGGUGGCACAAUCAUCUUAAUCCUACCAUAAACAAAGAUGCUUGGACACAAGAAGAGGAAUUGGCUCUGAUUCAUGCCCAUCAAAUUUAUGGAAACAAGUGGGCAGAGUUAACAAAGUUCUUGCCUGGGAGGACUGAUAAUGCAAUAAAAAAUCACUGGAAUAGUUCUAUCAAAAAGAAACUGGACACAUAUUUAUCAUCAGGCUUACUUUCACAGUACCAAGGUCCGCCUAUUGUUAGUUAUCGAAAUCAAUCAGUGGCAUCCUCUUCUUCAAAAGCACAACAGAGCAGUGAAGAUGAUCCUGUUAUUAAAGACAGAGUAGAAGUGGGGGAAGCUUCAGAAUGCAGCCCACAUUCAACUGUGGCUAGUUUGCCUCAAUCUACAAAUGACCCAAUCAAUACAAUUAUACGUAAUAGAAAGAACUUUGGAGUCAGUGAAGAAUCCAAUCAUAAAAAAGAUCAAUGCUCCAGUUCAAUGACACGUUCUGAAGAUUUUCGCCCUGCUUUGCCAGACAAUACAUUUUCCAUGCUGGAAGUGCCUUCAGAAAUGAGCAUCUCUUCAAAGUUUCUUGAACAUGACUUACCUUUAGAUUGGGGGCCUUUUGCAGGGAAAGAUUGGCAGCUUAAUCCAAAUGAGCUACCGGACAUAUCUUUGCUGGAUCUAGGGCAAGAAGCAUCAGGACUACUCAUGCAAGCUAUAAAUGGCAGCAACCACCAUGACAAUAUAGACUUUCCACCAGAAGCUUCAAUUGAAUUGAAUGCUUCUACCGCCAUGGGAAACAUGGUUAUGAGUUCCGAUAUGCCUAAUCUUGUAAUUAAUUCAGAUUUCAGGGUGAUUUACCCAGAAAAGGGACGUGAUGUAUUUUAUCCAGCUGAAAAUGUUGGUGGUGGCAUUGAUGGAUCUGCAGAUUCGUUACUUCACCAAUCUUCAAAUUUCAUGAUCCCUAAAGAGGGAACCUUUGCUUCAAAGUCUUGCUGUUCUACGAGUUCUGACAUGCUGGGAAGCUCAUUUAGUAAACCUUUCCCCGAUCCAAGUGAACUUCCUCCUGAAGAUGGUUUGGUUAUGGAAGGUAUUGAUCCUUAUCAGCUGAACGAUUCCUUGUAUGGAAAUGCGGAGCAGGCGUCUGUCCCUGAUGAUGGUUGUUUUUCAUGUGAACAUGGAUCUGUGCAGGCAAACUGUUCGUUGAAGGAAGUUCCAAUUAAUGAUUUUUCCUUAACAUCGAAUGAUUCUCAAAGCUGUCCUUCCAGCGACAAAGGACGAGUCCUAACUUUCUCAAUCCCUGCAAAUGGAACUUUUACUUCACAGUCUUGCUGUUGUAAGAGUUCAGACAUGCUGGGAAUCUCAUUUAGUAAACCUUUUCCCGUUCCAAGUGAACUUCCUCCUCAAGAUGGUUUAGCUGUGUACGGUAUUGAUCCUUAUCAGUUGAAUGAUUCCUUGCUUGGUAAUGUGGAGCAGGAGUCUGUUCCUGAUGAUGGUGAUUUUUUUUAUGAACAUGGAUCUAAGCAGGCAAACUGUUCAUUGAAGCUAGUUCCAGUUAAUGAUUUUGUCUUAGCAUCAAGUGAUAUUCAAAGCUGUUUACCCAGGGACAAAGAUCCAGUUCUAACUUUCACAAUCCCUGAAGAUGGAACUUUUGCUUCACAUUAUUGCUGUUCUAUGAGUUCUGACAUGCUGGGAAGCUCAUUUAGUAAAUCUUUCCCCUUUCCAAGUGAACUUCCUCCUGAAGAUGGUUUAGGUAUGUACGGUAUUGAUCCUUAUUGGUUGAGUGAUUCCUUGCAUGGAAAUCCAGAGCAGGAGUCUGUUCCUGAAUAUGGUUGUUUUUCUUGUGAACGUGGAUCUGAGCAGGCAAACUGUUCACCGAAGCUAUUUUCAGUUAAUGAUUUUGUCUUAGCAUCAAAUGAUACUCAAAACUGUUCUUCCAGGGACAAAGAUCAAGUUCUAAUUUCUGCAAUCCCUGACAAUGGUCCUUUUGCUUCACAGUCUUGCUGUUCUAUGAUUUCUGACAUGCUGGGAAGCUCAUUUAGUGAACUUUUCCCCGUUCCAAGUGAACUUCCUCCUGAAGACGGUUUAGUCAUGUACGGUAUUGAUACUUAUCAGUUGAAUGAUUCCUUGGAUGGAAAUGCGGAGCAGAAGUCUGUUCUUGAAGAUGGUUGUUUUUGCUGUGAAUAUGGAUCUGAGCAGGCAAACUGUUCACAGAAGCUAGUUCCAAUUAAUGGUUUUGCCUUCGCCUCAAAUGAUGCUCAAAGCUGUUCUUCCAGGGACAAAGAUCCAGUUUUAACAGAUGAACAAAAUGAUUGUGGAGCUUUAUUCUAUGACUCCCCAUGCUUUCCAAGCUUGGAUAUUCCAUUUUUCAGUUGUGAUCUUGUUCAACCUGGCAGUGAUAUGCAACAAGGGUACAGUCCACUUGGCAUUCGCCAACUGAUGAUAUCUUCCUUGAAUUCAUUCAAAUGGUGGGACUCACCAUCUAGGGAAGAUAGUUCAGAUGCUGUUCAGAAAAGUAUUGCCAAAACUUUUACAGACGCACCAUCUAUACUGAAAAAAAGACGCCGCGAUCUGGUGUCUCCUCUGUCAGAAAACAGAAGUCUGAAACAGCUUGAAAGUGACUUGAGGCAGGACUCACUAUCCAACCUGUCCAUUGAAUGUUCUGGAUUAGAGGCCGUGUGUGAUGAAUGUGUAGACCAGAAAGUACUUAUGCUGUCAUCAUCUCCAAAUGACAGAAGAAACUCUGAAUCUACUUGGGUAGAUAAAGAAAAUGUGAUUCCUGAUUUUGAAGAGGGGAGAGAGGAGGGCAACAAAAGCUUUGUAAUUUCGGGAAGCAGAAUGCUACAGAAAGAAUUAAACAGCAGUGAGUUUAUGAAGAUAAAACAACAGAGUGCAAUAAUGGAUAUCAAAAAUAUGGCUGGAGGCAAUGAUUCAGUAAAAACCGGGCGCACCCUUGAUUUUAAUGAGUGUGGGACACCGGUGAAGAAAGCUGAAAAGUUGUCUAGCAGCAUUGGUUGCUCAAGUCCCUUCCCCCAUCUAAAGAGUUUCAGGUAAAAGGCGCUCAUAGCCGAGGCAUUGUGCUGUAAAAUCUGAGAGUCUAUACAUAUGUCUCCUUAGAUUAGUGUAUGAAUUGGUUUAUUCCAUUGUAAUGCUCUAAAAUCUGAGAGUCUACACAUGUCUCCUUUGAUUAGAGAGUGAAUUAAUUUAUUCUGUCGUUUAAAUUUUGUCAAAGUGUGUAGAGUUAUUAUAUGAAUUAGCUAUAGGUAUUGUUUUGCUGAAGUAUUAUCAUGGUUAAAUCUUUGGUUUCACAAUGUAAUUUUCACUACAACGAUCAUUUUAAAUGGUGUCUUUGCAAUAUAUUUUGGGCUUGUCUAUUAUGUCGAUCAA